AUGGCUUCAACUAGUUUAAACUUCUUCGAAUCUCUCCCGACUGAACUAGUAAUUCUUAUCGUUGAAAGGGUUGCUUCCUACUCUCUAGAAGAUUUAGUUAGUGUUAAAUUUUGUUCUAUGUUCCUCAAUGAAGUUGGUAAUGAACGUUAUGUAUAUCAGAAGGUUACAUUGGCCAGCUUUCCCACUGAACCUACAUGGACGACGAAUCAACAUGUUGUGUCUUUCAUGAAUAUUUGCAUAGCAUUGGAGAAUUUAGAAGCCUUAUACAGAAACAACGUGUUUGAUUUUUUCAAUCGUAAUGAUCCAACUGCACUGAGAAUGGUUAAAAAAGCAGUAGAAGGUGGCUACGAAGGUGCAGAUUAUGUGCUUGCCGUACAAUAUUUGAAGGCGGUAUUUCCAUGA
Molecule: messenger RNA, 402 nt
Organism: Solanum pennellii
Lineage: Eukaryota; Viridiplantae; Streptophyta; Magnoliopsida; Solanales; Solanaceae
Exons: 2
Coding region: 1-402 (133 amino acids)
Source: RefSeq, a predicted model, not a curated record